UAUUAUUGCAUUAAGUACGGAGCUAACUUAAAAAAGAUGGCAGACGUUGCUGUAGGUGUGCAAGCUUACUGCAAAUUAUUGCUGCAUUCAGCCAAGUAUCCUCAUUGCGCUGUCAAUGGCGUUUUACUAGCAGAGGAGGGAAAAUGCAAAGAUCAGAAAGUUGUUCGUUUCGUUGACUGUAUUCCGUUGUUUCAUCUUUCACUUGGUCUCGCCCCUAUGUUGGAAAUAGCACUAUUACAGAUCGACAGUUACUGCAAAAGCAAGGGAUAUAUCAUAGCAGGCUAUUAUCAGGCAAAUGAAAACAUUGAUGACAAUCAAUUAAACCAUGUUGCAAAGACUGUUGGGAAAAAGAUUCAAGAAUAUUUUUCAAAUGCUUGUAUUUUUAUGAUUGACAACAGACAAGUUAACCCUGACCCAGUAUCAGAAGUCUACAGAAUCUACUCUCUCAAGGACACGAGCUGGAAGGAACAUGACAAAAGUAAGCGAACAGUCGAGGAGGAGACCAUACGCACUGCAACGGAACUUCUGAAGUCUGGAGCACAUAGAAAGCUGCUAGACUUUGACAAUCAUCUGGACAAUGUCAAAAAUGAUUGGCGCAAUCCAGAGUUGUCGGACUUGAUAUCUAGAUGUACAUAGCCAGGUAGAAGCACAGCACCUGCAUCACCAAUCUGUUCACAAUGAGAGUGUGUGCAUUUGGUGGUGCUCUGGUCAGAGAUCGUCAGUGUUAACUUGCAUGAAGGAAAGGGUUUAUCAUAAUUAUUGUAAUAAUUUAUCACAAGUACUCAUUCUUGGGUGAGAACUGUUUCUCUUCACCUUUUCUCCCCAUGGUUCCUUAUGGGCAUAGUUUCUUUUUAUUUGUUAAUCAGACACCAGGGGUUAACCCCAUCCCUUUCUCAUCCAUUUCCAAUAAUCAAAUGCAUGUGGUAAGUAAAUGUUUUGGAGGAUGUGUGCACAAAAGCAGUUGCCUGGUAAGUGUAUUGGUGUCACAAGCACUGUAAGUUGUCAUACAUUUUGUUUGUUAAAUGCAAGGCAUGAAGCUUAGAGAAUCAGUGGUUGAAUUCAUUGUGGUCAUGUGUAUUAAAUGCUAACCAUUUUUUAAAAUGAA
Pomacea canaliculata is the source of this 1105-nucleotide messenger RNA. RefSeq names its product ER membrane protein complex subunit 8-like. Bases 37 to 636 code for a protein of 199 amino acids. The record is from RefSeq and is a predicted model, not a curated record. The transcript has 5 exons. Gene Ontology annotation, cellular component: EMC complex. NCBI's taxonomy places the organism in Eukaryota, Metazoa, Mollusca, Gastropoda, Architaenioglossa, Ampullariidae.